Molecule: messenger RNA, 2050 nt
Organism: Paramecium pentaurelia
Lineage: Eukaryota; Ciliophora; Oligohymenophorea; Peniculida; Parameciidae
Source: the annotation of a GenBank genome assembly
AUGAAAUACAUUACUUGUAGAAUAAAAUUUUAUGUUUUUAAGAGAUAAACAAAGGCGCAAAAAAUUAAAAGAAUUUUUAAAUCUUUAUUAUUAAAUCCAGAACCAAGUAACAUUUUUUUUGUUUAUUGACUUAGUGUUUAGGCUCCCCAACUAUUAAGAUCAAAAUAGACCAUCAGAAAAUGGACUUCAUAUUGCUGAUUUAGAAGAUGGAAUUACAGAAGAAUAAUUAUAUGUAGAGUUUCGAAAAUUUGGAUAGAUUACCUUUGUUAAAUUACAUAGGUAUAUAAUCUAACUAUAAUUAGAUUUCCAUUCAUUGGAAAAUCAAAGCAUUUUGCUUUCAUCUAUUUCUCAACAUAGGAAGAAGCAAGAAAGGCAAAAGAAGCCAUGAAUUACAAAUAGCUUCUUAGAGAGCCUAUGCGUAUUACCUAUAUUUAGGAAUAUGAUAAAGAUGCAAAUUUAUUCUUCGCAGGAUUUGAGUUGAAUAUAACACUCCAAUAGCUUGAAUAAUUCUUUAGCAAAUGGGGACAAGUAGUAAGUGUCAAAUUAUCAGUUGAUCAAAAUAAGAAGAGUAGAGGUAUAUUGAAAUUCUUAAAUAAAUUCAGGUUAUGGUUGGGUAUAAUAUGAGAGGAAAGAGCAAGCAAAUAAUUUAUUGACUGAGAGUUAAUAAAAUGAAGGAAAGGUUUAAUAUAAUGAGAAGACAUAAAUUAUUGUGAAGCGAUUUGUAAAGAAGGGUACAAAUGAACGUGAAGAUAAGAGAAGUAACUUAUAUAUUAAGAACUUCUGGACUUCAUUGGAUACAUUUGAUUUGGAAAACAAUUAAGUUAGAGAAUAAUUGGUAUAUAUUAAUGAAUUAUAUAUGAAAAGGAAGGUGAAAUGCGUGCAAAAUUGAAUGAAUGGUUCAGCACUUAUGGUUCAAUAAUUAGUAUUUUGGUUAAAAUUGAUAUCGAACGUAAAGCUCCAUUUGCAUUUGUGAGUUUCAGUAGACAUCAAGAUGCUAAAGAAGCUUAAAAAACAUUAGGUACUACCUUAGGAACAAAUGCAUAAAAGGAUCCAUUAAAUACUGGAAGAAAGAUGUAUGUAGGAUGGGCAUAAACAAAAACGGAUAGAAAAUAAUUAAGAGAUAAUAAUUUCUAUUCAAAAUAUAUUUAUGCUGAUCAUUUAAAUAGAAAUGUUACAGAAGAUAUGAUUAGAUAAACAUUAAAAGAUGCUGGUUAUGGUGAUAUUUGCAUGGUAUUAUUCAAUUAUAUUUUAUAUUAGAUUAGAUUGGAAAAGAUGUAAUAAGGAUUCUAAUAAAUCAUUAGAAUUGGAUAUAUUGUAUUUGAUCAAGCUUCAGAUGCUAAUAAAUUGAUCAAAUCAUUCAAAGAGAAUGAAAAGUUUGAUGAAAUAAAGAAACUAUUUGAUCAAAAUGUAGAAUAAGCUGGUGGCAAAUACUUUCAACAUCUUUUCCCUCAAUUAUCCUAAUAAAGAGGAUAAAGAAGACCUAAUUAAAGAUAAUCUCCAACAAGAAGAAUGUAUCAAAUGCCUCCAGGUCCACCAUAAUAUGGUCCUAGAAUGCCAUUCCCAUUCCCUAUGUAAUAAAGAGUUCCAGGGGGUGGAAUGAGAAGACCCUAUUAAUAAUAAUUCCCAAAUCCUAUGAGACAAGCACCCUUACUUCCUCCUCCUGUACAAUAGAUAAGUGAGUUGGCUCCAGUUUAAGCUGUUGCCUUCGAUAAGAGAUAAGAUUUAGUUGAAUUAUUGGCUAAUUUAGAAGCUUUCAAGGCCAAACCUGAGAAUGAACAAGUCAAAUAAUUAUAGUAAUUCUUUUAUUUUUAUAAUUUCUAGAAUGAUGUUGUAUUAUAGAAUCAAAGCAAAACUAUACUAAGAUACAGAAGGUCAAUGGAAGAAAGUAAGUGAAGUGCUUUCAGAUCCUUCCAAUUAUACCAUAGAUGAAAUACUCGAUAUGAUUAAGAAUGAAGAUCAAUUUAAUGAAUUAGUAGAUGAUGCUGUUGCUCAAUUAAAAGAAGAAGCAGGUGAUACUGUUGCUCAAUAAUAAAAUUAAUAAGAUUGGUGA